Molecule: messenger RNA, 2975 nt
Organism: Megalopta genalis
Lineage: Eukaryota; Metazoa; Arthropoda; Insecta; Hymenoptera; Halictidae
Product: TBC domain-containing protein kinase-like protein
Biological process (GO): protein phosphorylation; regulation of GTPase activity
Molecular function (GO): ATP binding; protein kinase activity; small GTPase binding
Source: RefSeq, a predicted model, not a curated record
CGCACCACGCCACUGUGCUGGAUUCCCUGCGCACUCGACUUUCAUAUCUGGUCAAGUAAUUUGAGAUCUUGUUUCAUGACAUAAACAGAGAGCUGUCAAAUUAUUCUAGUAGCGAAUGCUAUGAGAUUUAUUGUUAUAAGGAAAACAUAAAUAAAUAAAUAAAUUUAAUUAUGAGGAAUUGUGAGCCUAAUAAAAUUUAGGGUGUAUGUAUCUCUCUAUGACAGUUAGUAGUUAUCAUAUACACAACAUCGAGGUUAAUGGGAGGGAGAAAUAAUUUUUACCCAUCUAUGUUUUGAAAUCAUAGAUACAUAUGUGUAUAUAUUAACAAAUUGAAAAUGUGUCCAGCACUCUUAGAAAAUGAGGAACGCUGUUUUGGCGGAAUGACAUUUUUUGCACAGAGCCACCCGAUUGAAGUAUGCGGUAGUAAUGGUUUACCUCUUACACCAAAUUCGAUAACUAUAUACGGGAAAUCUCAGUUCUUGAAAAUUAUUCAUCAUCCAAAUUUAUCAACUUAUCUUGAUAUAAUAAGGAGUAAACAUGAAAGGAUAGUUGUAGUGACAGAAUACAAUGGAGAUCCAUUAAGCUAUAAGGAAAAUUUAAAUACAGAUGAUAUUAUGAAAAUAGCAUUCCAAUGCUUAUUGGGUUUACAGUACAUGAAUACAUUAGGUUUAGUACAUAGACAUUUAAGUCCUGAAAACAUACUCAUCAAUAAAAGUGGACACGUACAGUUGUAUAAUUAUGGUUUAUAUUAUAUGACGGACUGUGGAAAACAUGUUUCUUUUCCUAUAGGUCAUCCAAAGUAUACUGCACCUGAAGUCUUUUUAAGUUCAGGCAUUAGUAGUUUGAAAGUAGAUUCUUGGUCUUUGGGUAUGAUUAUUGCAGAGUUAUUAUUAAAGGGACCAAUAUGGCCAGGUGUGAAAUUAUCUCAAUGCUUGAGGAAAGUUCUUAGUUUGAUACACUGUGAAACUUCUGUAUUUGAACGUCUGGCAAGAGAAAAUAAUUGCUACAACAAUUAUAUGGAGUUACCUGUCAAAGUGAAGGAAUUUAUAGAUUCUUGCCUUCAAAUUCAUCCCUCAAAACGUAAAAUACCUGAGGAAUUGUUAAAAUUGCCAAUAUUUGAAGAAUUUUUAAUAAAGGAUGAAAAGGAGAAGCAAGAAAAUCUUUACAAAAAUGUUAUUGUUCGAAAAAUGGAUGAAUUGUAUUAUUUAUGGCAACUGGCAGGUGGCGACAUUACAGUAGAACUCAAAAAGCAAGGACUUAUUAGAUCAAGGCCACCUAUCUUAUCUAUUCCAAAUCUAGUUAUACUUUUGGGUCAAAUGUUUGGACACAGAGACACUGCUAGCUUACUUGAUUUACGUGUCAUCAAAGUUCCUCUCGAUACACUUAGGCAACGAUUAUCUCAUAUUCCAUACAUAGCAAAUUAUCCAUGGCUAACAAAUGAAAUGCGUGUACAGUCUCAAGAAGAUUUAACAGAUGCUACCUCCCAAUUACCUCUGAUUAUUAGAGAGAGAGAUACUGAAUAUCAAUUCUAUAGAAUUAUUUUGUAUAAUAGAUUGCUUCAGGUUUAUCCAAUUACUAGAGAAGCAAUUAUAGAAGAAGCACAUAAAGACAUUCCACCACCUGUUCGGGGAGCUGUUUGGGCUGCAUUACUCGGCAUUACUGGUGAUAUUCAAAAGCGUUACGAUAUGAUUGAUAAAGAAACACCCACUCAUACAGAUCGACAGAUAGAAGUGGAUAUACCAAGAUGCCAUCAAUAUAGUGAAUUAUUAUCAUCUGGUGCUGGUCAUGAAAGAUUGCAAAGAUUAUUAAAAGCAUGGGUGCGAAACAAUCCUCAUUAUGUUUAUUGGCAAGGAUUAGAUUCUUUAACAGCUCCUUUUCUGUACCUUAACUUUAAUAACGAAGCUAGAGCAUUCGAAUGCUUGUCUGCAUUCAUACCAAAAUAUCUUCAUAAGUUCUUUUUAAAAGAUAAUUCUGCUAUCAUACAAGAAUAUUUAGGAAAAUUUUCGCAAAUUAUAGCUUUUCAUGACCCACAAUUGGCUAAUCAUCUCAGAUCAAUUAACUUUGUACCAGAAUUAUUUGCUAUACCAUGGUUUUUAACAAUGUUUUCACAUGUAUUUCCGCUUCACAAAAUACUACAUUUAUGGGACAAACUUUUACUAGGGGAUUCUUCAUUUCCACUUCUAGUUGGUCUAGCAAUAUUGAAACAGUUACGUGACUCUCUUUUAACUUCGGGUUUUAACGAAUGCAUUCUGUUAUUUUCUGAUCUUCCUGAAAUAGACAUAGAAUUAUGUGUUAAAGAUUCUAUGACAAUGUAUCAAAACACGCCAGCUAGCAUUACUUACAGAAAACAUCAGUUUAAUCAACCAAAGGAUGUGAAUUGGUCAGAGCUCGAACCAGGCACUGAAAGAAUGCCAAGGAUUUGUGUUGAUGACUUCUUAAAUUUGUUAGACAAUAAUCCUGAGAGAUUAAUAAUUGUUGAUAUACGUAAUAAUAUACAGUUUGAACGAGGUGCCGCAGCAGGAAGUAUUAACAUUCCAUUUACAAGUGUACAACUGUCUCAAACUCAAAUUGAGACUUUAGGACCACAGGCUAAACCAAUUGCAGAAAAUAAAAACAGUAUUGUUGUAAUAAUUGGGCCUCAUGAUCAAAAUAAUGCUUUGUUUGCAGAUUUUCUUGUAAAGUGUGGAGUUAUGGGUGUAUGUUCCUUGCAAGGAGGAAUUUAUGCUUUGCGAUCAAAAUCUCCAAAUAUUAUAGUAGGUGCACGUUAAAGAAUAUAUUAUUAUGAACAAAUUUCGCAUGACACAUUAAAUUUAUUGUGAUUGUAUGAAGCAUCUUAUAAGAUGUCUAUAAUUUGUACAUAAGCAAAAUAUUAAUUUCAUUUUGGAAGAAUUAUUUUUUCUCAUAUAUUGUAAAUAAAUAUUGUAAGUAUGAAACGUACUUUAUAAUCAUAAAGAAAUUGGAACAUUGUUAUAUCA